Molecule: messenger RNA, 2064 nt
Organism: Physella acuta
Lineage: Eukaryota; Metazoa; Mollusca; Gastropoda; Physidae
Product: sodium-coupled monocarboxylate transporter 1-like
Biological process (GO): sodium ion transport; transmembrane transport
Cellular component (GO): membrane
Molecular function (GO): symporter activity
Source: RefSeq, a predicted model, not a curated record
ACAUACACACCAUUGUUAUUGAAAAACUAUACAAUCUUUUCCAAGUAGACCUACAAUUUAUUCUCAUAAGCAUUUAGAUUUUCUCAAUGGACCACAACGUGAGUUUACAGACCGCGGACUACGUGGUGACAACGCUGAUGUUGGUGGUGCCGCUAGCCAUUGGCAUUUUCUAUGCAGUUAAGGACUACAACAAGGCGACACGGGAUCAAUACCUGCUGGGAGGGAGGCAGAUGUCCAUGUUACCUGUGGCCAUCUCGAUUUUUGUCACGUUCGCAUCGGCCAUAUCCCUAGUUGGUGUCCCCGCUGAUGUUUACUUCCACGGUCCCAUGAUCCCCAUCUUCCAACUGGGAUUCGCCAUCGGCUACUUGCUGGGGGUCGUCACCAUGGUCCCCCUCAUCUACCCCCUACACCUGACCAGCAUCUACGAAUAUCUCGAGAUGAGAUUUGAUUCCUCGUUUGUCCGGCGUUUUACGGUCAUCAUCGGCAUGUUGCAGACAAUGUUGUACAUGGCCAUGGCGCUUCUUACACCAGCCCUUGCACUGCAGACAGCUGCAGGGAUCCCACUUGAGGUGUCAGUCCUGAUUGUUGGUGUGACCGGCACUGUGUACACCACAUUGGGGGGUAUCAAGAGUGUCGUGUGGACGGACGUCUUUCAGUGUGUCGUCAUGUACGCUGGGAUCUUCAUCAUGCUCAUUAAAGGCGUGAUGUUGGUUGGCGGUGUUGACGUGACUUUACAGAUUGCCAAAGAUGGUGGACGGACAUCGUUCAUGGCAUUCAGUCCCGACCCUAGGACUAGACAUACCUGGUGGGGGACAACUAUCGGUGGAGCAUUUAUGUGGCUCGGUAACAUAUUCAACCAGUCCACUACACAGCGAGUCUGUUCCGUGAAAACGAUGACCGCAGCCAGAAUAUCUCUGAUCAUUAAUGCGAUUGUAACUGUUGUGUACGGCGUGCUGCUGUUGCUAGUUGGCAUCGUAAUCUUUUCGUACUUCUCUCACAUCCAAUGUGACCCGUACGAGGCUGGAUUAAUAACAAACAAGAAUCGGAUUCCUGCAUAUUUUGUUCUGCAUUCGCUUCAAGAUCUUCCGGGCAUGGCUGGAAUUUACAUGUCAACACUGUUCAGUGGCUGUCUUAGUACUUUGUCUUCAGGUAUCAAUACAUUGGCAGCUGUUACAGUGGAAGACAUUUUGAAAAAACCACUAGAACGGUUCUCAGAAAGCAAGGCCACAAUGAUCACCAAGAUUAUCGCCUGUGUGUACGGGGUUAUAAUUAUAGGCUUGGCAUACUUAGCCGACCAGGUUAAAGGUUCCAUCGCUCAGACAGCAAUGACCGUAUCUGGUGCAUGUUCUAGUCCCAUAGUAGGCAUAUUCCUACUCGGUGCAACAGUGCCUUGGGCUAACAAGUACGGAACCUUGUCUGGAGGUGUUAUCGGCAUCACUGUCAACAUCUGGAUCUCUCUUGCAAACCUCUUGUACGGCCGUAAAGCCGCUGCACUCCCAUCAGCUUCGACUGAAAUGUGUUUCCAGAAUAUUACUACGCUGCAUAACAUUACAACAAAUAUCAUGAAUAGUACUUCACUGACAAAUAUAUACCCCUAUUUUAACAAUAUGUUUACACUGUCGAAUGGUACCCAAAACAUCACUGAUUUUGGUAUUAAUGACAAUAAAAAUUUCACUAAGAAUGUUACAGAUUUUGAUAUUUCGGAAACCAACGUUUUUCUUCAUUUCAUUUACAACUUAUCUUAUGAAUGGUACGGCGUUAUAGGCAUAAUUAUAACUUAUUGUUCUGGAUUGGUUAUCAGUUAUUGUACAAGACAUUACGUUCAAAAUCAGAUCAAUCGGGAACUAAUUUUUCCGUUUGUUAGAAAAUUCUGGAAUUUACCUAAAAUCCAUAGAAAAGAAACAGACGAGGAAAAUUUUCAAGUUGUAGAAAAGAAAAAAGUUCCGAAAAAAUUGUUGGAGAACUACAAAGAAACAAAACUAUCAAUUAAUUUAGGUACUAAUUAACAAGCAAGAUGCUGAUAAGGAUUUAAACGUAUUAGUAAUGUGUGUCUUACGUACCCAG